AUGAAGAAUUUAAUCCGAAAAAAGAUAGAAAAAGGAUAUGAUAAUUGAUAAUUGACAAAACAAGAAACUUACUGACAUCGUUUGUCGUCUUCCCCAAAAUCUCUUCGAAACGCGGCACUCCGAUGGCGUUGCCACACCUGCGUUUUCAAUUACGUGUCCACCAUUCACUUCAUCUAUAAACACAUCCACUCUCACUCUACACAAAUCAAGUUUCACUUUCUACACCAUAAUGAAGAAUAUCUCCAUCAUAACCUUCUCAAUCGUAAUUUUGUUUUCUAGUUUUGUAGCUAACGGAAUUCCGGGAGGAAGGACGAAGGUAACCGAUGUGAAGUCGAACAAGGAGCUUCAGGAGCUCGGAAAGUACUCAGUGGAGGAGUACAACCGCUUGCAACGUAUCUCGUCGGGGAAGAACGACGGAGAUCUAACGUUUUUGAAGGUGGUAGAGGCGGAGAAGCAGGUAGUGUCAGGGAUGAAAUAUUACUUGAAGAUCGAGGUGGUUUCGAAGAAGAGUGAAGAUCCGAAGGUGUUUGAGGCUGUUGUGGUGGUGAAACCGUGGCUACGUUCGAAGCAGUUGCAGAGUUUCUCGCCGUCGUCGUCGGUGAUUUCCCAACUGAUUUGGUGAUGUUUCGCCGGAACUGGAUCGGAAUUCGCCACCGGUGUCUAAUGUAGCUAUCUGGUUGUUGACUUGUUGUAGUUCCGUUUUUGUAACAUGUGAGGGAAAAUAUAAGGCUAAAUAAACUCAUCGCUCGUGAGUAAGAAAUAUUGGAGUUUGGAAUAAACUAAUGCUGUUGAUUUUUGAAAAUUUUGACUUAAAAAGUUGUUAGCAUGGUGUGACAAUUUGAAAAUUAUCAAAUAAGUUAAUCUAUAUUUUGUUAAUGA
Lactuca sativa (garden lettuce) is the source of this 879-nucleotide messenger RNA. The record is from RefSeq and is a predicted model, not a curated record. NCBI's taxonomy places the organism in Eukaryota, Viridiplantae, Streptophyta, Magnoliopsida, Asterales, Asteraceae.